Molecule: messenger RNA, 1554 nt
Organism: Thlaspi arvense
Lineage: Eukaryota; Viridiplantae; Streptophyta; Magnoliopsida; Brassicales; Brassicaceae
Source: the annotation of a GenBank genome assembly
AUGUGGAAAGCGAGAAAUUCCAUUCAGCCAAGUCUAUCGCUUGCUUGCCAAGCAGAGGAUUCUUGUACAGCUAAAAAACAAUUGGCUGUUUUGCCAAUGGAGAAAGGAAAGCUUCUAGCCUAUUUGUUAACGAUGGUUCAUUCAUGGAGAGGUUCAAACAGCUACAACAAGAGAAGGACUCUGUGUCAGAACAAUCUAAACCAGGCCCAACUAACCAGCUUUGAACCCAAGGUUAACAGUUCUCGGAAAACUACACCAGUUGCAUCGGGUGGCAAACUAGCCUUCAGCUUGAAACAGAAAUCAAAGCUUGUAGCACCCUCUAUUAAGUUAAGUGAAGAUGAGGAAGAAGAAGAGAAGGAUGCUGGAAAUGCAUUGGGUAACGGGCUGGCAAAACGACAGAAGGUGGGUGAGCCCGUUGCCUCUGAGCAGUCAUCAAAACAAGCUGAUGUUGCCUAUUACUUAUGUUCCUAUCAACAGUGGUGGAAAGAGAUGUUCAAUGAAAGAUUUGGAAAAUGUGGAACGCCUGAUACAAGAUUACCUACUUACCUUGCCAUUGAGUGGGGCCCUGUGAGAUCAUGUUGCUCCCUUCUAGGAAUUAUGAAUGAUAGUGUUGAUUCUAAUGAAGUUGCUAUUGUUAGGUUUCUAUUUGAUGAAAGCUGUGCUGAUUAUAAAUAUUAUGAAUAUCGGCUAGCUGAAGAGGAAAGGGCUUUGUCACAGACCAAGGAUUUGCAACCAUCACAAAGUGGUAAUGUGCCUCCAACUACUGCAACUACUGCAAGCGGGUCUCAGAGGUCCUUUCAGCAUCAUUCUAGCUAUCAGACUCCUGCUUCAGCUUUAUAUGAAUCUAGCGAGGACUCCAAAGAUUUCAUGACAGCUCAACAUUCAUCAGCGGGGAGAUCUGAUUUAGAACAAGAAAUUGGUGUUGCUUCUAAGCAAGCAAUGAUAGGUGAAUCCAGUGGCCCAUCUGGUGGAGAUCCUAUUGCAAUGAUGGAAUUCUACAUGAAGAAGGCUGCACAGGAAGAGAGGCGGAGACAACCUAAACACUCCAAAGAUGAAAUGCCACCACCUGCAUCCCUUCAGGGCCCUAUGAAAAAAGGUCACCAUAUGGGUGACUUUAUCCCACCAGAAGAGCUUGAGAAAUUCAUGGCUAGCUGUAAUGAUGCAGCUGCUCAGAAAGCUGCCAAAGACGCUGCUGACAGGGCAAAAAUCCAGUCUGAUAAUGUUGGGCACAGACUUCUCUCUAAAAUGGGCUGGAGGGAAGGUGAUUUCUUUGUAAAAGCUGAGUGCCAAGAUGACAGUUUUGCGGACUUCAAUUAUGUAGCUGGUGUCUGCCCUAGGAAACUUCUCCAUGAGAAUUGUGUGAAGGUUUGGGAGCUCCAAAAGUGGUAUUUCGGAUCCAAUUGCAGCAGGCAAUGUGAAAAUGAACAACUUGGGGGUUGGUGCUCAGCAGCCCGGAGAGAACAAUCCUCGCAAAGCGUACUACUGAGGAACCCUCUAAUGCAAAUGCAGCUUUCUGCUGAUGGUUCCCUUCCCCUUGCCAUGCCAUCAGUUUAG